AUGAUCAGAGACUGCAGACACACUACAGGAGAUGGUCAGAGACUUCAGACACACUACAGGAGAUGGUCAGAGACUGCAGACACACUACAUGAGAUGGUCAGAGACUUCAGACACACUACAGGAGAUGGUCAGGGAUUGCACACAUACUAAAAGAGAUGGUCAGAGAGUGCAGACAUAAUACAUGAGAUGUUCAGAGAUUGCAGACAUAAUACAGGAGAUGGUCAGAGACUGCAGACAUACUACAGGAGACGGUCAGAGACUGCAAACAUUCUACAGGAGACGGUCAGAGAAUGCAGA
This is a messenger RNA of Staurois parvus, 297 nucleotides long. The record is from the annotation of a GenBank genome assembly. NCBI's taxonomy places the organism in Eukaryota, Metazoa, Chordata, Amphibia, Anura, Ranidae.